UAUAAGCUCUUUUUGUAGGGUCAUCCAUAGUUUGGGAACUUCAGUUGCCUUUUUGCCUGCUAGCUUUUCAGGAUUUUAUCAAGAAACAAAAAUGGAGGAGAAUCUUCCUCCAGGGUUUAGAUUCCAUCCCACAGAUGAAGAACUCAUCACUUAUUAUCUUUCCCACAAGGUCUCAAAUAUCAGCUUCACGUCCAAAGCUAUUGUUGAUGUUGAUCUGAAUAAAUGUGAACCUUGGGAUCUUCCAGCCAAGGCGUCCAUGGGGGAGAAAGAAUGGUACUUCUUCAAUUUGAGAGACCGAAAAUACCCAACUGGAGUUCGAACCAACCGAGCUACUGAAGCAGGGUAUUGGAAAACCACAGGCAAAGACAAGGAAAUCUUCCGGGGUGGCAUUCUUGUUGGGAUGAAGAAAACCCUAGUUUUCUACAAGGGAAGAGCUCCCAAGGGCGUAAAAAGUAAUUGGGUCAUGCAUGAAUAUAGGCUUCAAAACAAACAUUCUUUCAAAGCCACAAAGGAGGAAUGGGUGGUAUGUAGGGUAUUCCAAAAGAGUGCAGUAGUGAAGAAACCACAGCCAACCUCAUCCUCACAGCCAUCUCUUGGAUCUCCAUGUGACACAAAUUCAAUUGUGAAUGAGUUUGGAGACAUUUUGCUACCAAACUUGAACAUUAAUGCCAAUCCAUCAAGUGGGUUCAGUAACAUUGCAACGCCAAGUUAUAGUAAUACUGUUAAUCAUGGUCAAAUGAACAUGAUGAACUUAAACCUGGAUCUUGCAGCAGCAAGAGAUCAAGUAGCAGCCAACCUUCCAUCAUCCCUGACAUGGCCUUCUAGCAUUCUAAGCCCUAAUCUUCCCAUGAAUUCCUUUCUCCUUAAAGCAUUGCAGCUUAGGAAUUAUCAACCAAGAGAUGUUACAGCUAUGGGUUAUUCCCUUCUGUCGUCCUCGCAAGGGAUUAAUUCUCAAACCAGAACAGGUUUAAGUUCAAAUUUCCAUGGCCCAGCUUCUUCUUCCAGGGUUUCAGAUCUGAUGCUACAACAACAACAGGAGCAGCCAUUCAAUAUGGACUCUAUUUGGUGAAGCUACAAUACCAACAUGUCUAAAGUGUGAAAAAACUAACACCUUGUAUACUCAACAUUCCAUGACUUGAAAGGGUUAAUUAAGAU
This is a messenger RNA of Durio zibethinus, 1155 nucleotides long. Its product is annotated as NAC domain-containing protein 100-like. Gene Ontology annotation, biological process: regulation of DNA-templated transcription. Gene Ontology annotation, molecular function: DNA binding. NCBI's taxonomy places the organism in Eukaryota, Viridiplantae, Streptophyta, Magnoliopsida, Malvales, Malvaceae. The record is from RefSeq and is a predicted model, not a curated record.